Musa acuminata subsp. malaccensis (wild Malaysian banana) is the source of this 3328-nucleotide messenger RNA. RefSeq names its product extra-large guanine nucleotide-binding protein 3. Gene Ontology annotation, biological process: G protein-coupled receptor signaling pathway. Gene Ontology annotation, molecular function: GTPase activity; guanyl nucleotide binding; G-protein beta/gamma-subunit complex binding. The record is from RefSeq and is a predicted model, not a curated record. Lineage: Eukaryota; Viridiplantae; Streptophyta; Magnoliopsida; Zingiberales; Musaceae.
AUCAUCGUGUACUCUACUGUUCUCUGUGCGGAGAUCCGCUGCCUCAAUGUAGAGCAUCAAGCAGCUUCCCUUCUUCGCACUCUCCGCGGACAUUCCCAUCGAUUCCUUCCGUCCAUUUCCAUUCCCUCGGUUGUUUCUGCACUAAUCUUUCUUCGCAGGACUCGAUUUCUAGGGUUGUGACCCGCCGUGAACAGGUUGGAGGCUUCUUCCACCUUCGAAUCGUCAGGAAAGUUGGCGCCUCGGACCUGUUCCGGUGGAACGAUCCGAGGCGAUCUUUUCCAACCAGGGUUCUUGCUGACUGCCAUCGGAUGUCGGAAAGACGUGCUUUUGAUCCGGUUUUCACCGUCUUCUGAGGCCUUUUGGUCCGGUGUAGAGGCCGCUUUGUCCAACAAGGGUUCAAAUUCUUUGGUUGGAUCUUGUGGGGACUCUGCUUGUUGUGAUCCUUCUGGUUUGUGAUAAGCGAGAGGUCAGGAGCUUUAUGUUUGGUUUCUAGGCUUAGAAAAAUGGACAGUAUGGAUGUCAAUAGCUGGCAGGAGAUGAUGCGGAAGAUUUUGCCUCCGGGCACCCCCAUUCCGGAGGCGCCAGCCAACCUCGACUACUCCAUUGCCAUCGAGUAUGACGGUCCACCAGUGUCGUAUGAGCUUCCGAGAGUUGACCCGGUGGAUUUGAUUCCAACCGCGGAGCCUGCACUUAGUCGUCGUAGGUCAGCGAGCGGAACCCUUUCCCCGGGGCUUGAUCCAAUCCCUUUGCCUGUUUCUCGGAUUGCUCACUGUGCUGAUCACCCAUCCCGAAGUCCCCAGGACUCAGGAAGCUCGGAAUCUGUAGAUUCGGUCCUGCAGAAUGAAGAAUUUUCUGAUGCCUCACACUCGGUAUCUCCAGUGUCUGCACAUAGCUUGCCGAAUGAGCAACCUAGCCAACUGGUUAACGAGGGGAGGAGGGCGUCUGUGGUUACUUUUGAGGAGAACUCAGAAAACAAGAAGCUGUACCAUGAUUUUUCAGGUUCUCCCCAAUAUGUUGGUGUCACCAGGAAGGAUAAGAGGAAAAAGGUUUGUUAUAGAUGCGGGAAGAGGAAAUGGGAGAGCAAAGAAGUCUGUCUGGUUUGUGAUUCCAGGUACUGCAGCUAUUGUGUGCUCAGAGCAAUGGGAUCAAUGCCAGAGGGGCGCAAGUGUGUCGGUUGCAUUGGCCAGCCUAUUGAUGAGUCAAAGCGCUCAAAACUAGGAAAGAGUUCAAGGACAUUGUCCCGUCUUCUCAGUCCACUGGAAGUCAGGCAGAUUUUGAAAGCUGAAAAGGAAUGUCCCACAAAUCAACUCCGGCCGGAUCAACUUGUUGUGAAUGGACUCCCACUUAGGCCAGAAGAGAUGGCAGAGUUACUUAGUUGUCCAAUACCACCUCAAAAAUUGAAGCCUGGGAGUUACUGGUAUGACAAAGAAUCAGGCCUCUGGGGAAAGGAGGGAGAGAAACCUGAUAGAAUCAUUAGUUCUAACUUGAAUUUCACCGGGAAGCUUCAGUCUGAUGCGAGCAAAGGAAACACCCUAGUCUAUAUUAAUGGCAGGGAGAUCACAAAAGUUGAAUUAAGGGUGUUAAAGCUUGCUAAUGUGCAAUGUCCACGUGAUACACAUUUCUGGGUGUACGAUGAUGGUCGUUACGAGGAGGAAGGACAAAAUAAUAUCAGGGGAAAAAUAUGGGAAUCGACAAUAACAAGAUUGGCAUGUUCUUUGUUUUCCUUACCUGUACCACAUCCAGUUCCAAACGGACUUAAAAAUGAGGCUCCCUAUGUACCCAGAACUAUACCUGAUUACCUUGAACAGAGAAGAAUCCAAAAGCUUUUGCUUCUUGGACCACAGUGGUCUGGGACAAGCACAAUCUUUAAACAGGCAAAGUUUUUGUAUGGAAAAAAGUUUUCUCAAGAAGAAUUGGAGAAUAUCAAGCUAAUGAUACAAAGCAAUAUGUACAAAUAUCUUAGUAUUUUACUCGAGGGCCGAGAGCGCUUUGAGGAGGAGGCUUUAGCUUUAGUUAAACCAAAAGGAACAGGCUCAUAUGAUCAACAUCUUACUCAAGGAUUUCCAGGUCAAGAUGAAAAUGGAGCUCAGCAGAUAAAUCAAUGUGUCUACUCGAUAAAUGGAAGGUUAAAGCAGUUCUCUGAUUGGCUUUUAGACAUCGUCGCCAUGGGAGACUUGGAUGCCUUUUUUCCUGCUGCAACACGUGAAUACGCUCCAUUGGUUGAUGAGAUGUGGAGAGAGCCUGCCAUACAAGAAACAUAUAAGAGAAGAAAUGAGCUCCAUUUUCUUCCAGAUAUUGCUGAAUACUUCUUGAGCAGGGCAGUUGAGGUAUCAAGCAAUGAGUACGAACCUUCAGAGAAAGAUAUACUGUAUGCUGAAGGAGUAACUCAAGGGAAUGGGUUGGCAUUUAUUGAGUUCUCACUUGAUGACCACAGUCCAAUGUCAGAACUCUAUAAUGACAAUCCUGACACUCAUUCCCAACCACUUACUAAAUACCAGCUGAUUAGAGUAAGUGUCAAGGGGAUGAAUGAGGGCUGCAAGUGGGUGGAAAUGUUUGAGGAUGUCCGCCUAGUAAUAUUUUGUGUGGCACUUAGUGACUACGACCAGUUGGCAGCUCCUGUUAAUGGGAGCAAUAAGCCUCUCCAGAAUAAGAUGGUGCAAAGCAAGGAGUUGUUCGAGGCAACAAUCAGGCAACCAUGCUUUCGUGACACUCCAUUUGUUCUUGUACUCAACAAGUAUGACUUGUUUGAAGAGAAGAUAGACCGUGUACCCUUGUCUGCUUGCGAGUGGCUCAGUGAAUUCUCCCCAGUGAGGAUUCACCAUAACAACCAGUCACUAGCCCAACAGGCCUACUAUUACAUCGCCAUGAAGUUUAAAGAGCUAUAUUUCUCCUUCACCAACCGCAAGUUGUUUGUAUGGCAAGGGCGGGGUCGCGAUCGUCCGACAGUGGACGAGGCCUUCAAGUAUAUACGAGAGGUGCUCAAGUGGGCCGACGAGAAAGAGGAGACCUAUUACCUUGAAGACUCGUUUUAUAGCACCACGGAAGUGAGUGCCUCACCGUUUAUCAGGCACGAAUGAUCAAACUCAAGCCCUCCUAGAUUGUAAUGUUGUGUAUAUUGUCAGUCUUGCAGUCAUUUGGUGUAUAAUUCAGUUAGAUUUCUCUGGUUUCUGAAGUCUCUUCUAAUGAUUUAUUCCUUUUUCUUUUUUCCUUCUGUACAAUGCGGUAUUAAUCUUGAAUUGUAAUGAAUUAGUUCCCUUAUGGUGGAAGAACCCAAAAAUAGAGAUAUGCAGGUGUCCAUGAGUGUUGGCAAGAUGUGAAACUUACACAA